AUGACCGUAACUGAGCAGAAACCCUCCUGGCAAGAGUCGGCCCUCCAGGUCCAGGCUGUGCGGGAUCGUUCCAUAAAGCAGGUUGACCCCGCCAUCGCUGCUCUUCGCGAUACACAUACUGGCCGGGUGAUCGAUUUCCCCAGAAAGCAUCUGUCGCAGACAGAGAUCACGAUCACAGAGAGCUCCGCUGAGACAUUGGUGGCUUCCCUUGCAACGGGUAAACUAACUGCAAUCGCGGUAACAAAUGCCUUUCUUCGGCGGGCCGCGAUCGCCCAGAAGCUAACCAACUGCAUUUACGAGCUUCUCCCCGACCGUGCCAUUGCCCGAGCCAAAGAGCUCGAUGAUUAUCUUGCAAAGCACGGAAAGCCUUCUGGUCCGCUUCACGGUUUACCAAUUAGCGUCAAGGCACAUGUAGGCCUCAAGGGACGAGACCUGGCUGCUGGAUUCGUCGCUUGCCUCGACCAGGUCGGCAAAGAUGAUGCGAACAUUGUGAAAAUCCUCUUGGAUGCUGGUGCAGUUGUUUAUGCAAGAACAACCGAGCCACAAGGACUGAUGGCUCUUGAAACUCGCAGCAAUAUCACCGGUACCACCACCAACCCACAUAACACCGCUCUUACAGCAGGUGGUUCUUCUGGUGGAGAGUCAGCUUUACAAGCCCUCUAUGGCAGCCCUCUUGGAAUUGGCUCCGACAUUGGUGGUAGUAUUCGCUCCCCCGCCGCCAAUUGUGGCCUUUACGGCCUGAAGCCAUCAACUGGUCGACUACCACUAAUCGGAUGCGCUUCCUAUCUUCUCGGAUGUGAGGCAAUUAUGGGAACGCUUGGGCCUCUUUCACCAACAAUUGGCGGUAUUGAACUCUUCAUGAAGACGAUAAUCGAAUCAAAGCCUUGGACCACAGACUCCAUGAUGCUUCCAAUUCCCUGGAGAGACCAGGAGAAGCACAUUCACGUGGAUAACAAGAAGUUAACAGUCGGUGUGAUGUGGACAGAUGAUGUCGUUACUCCCGCACCGGCAGUGACAAGAGCAUUGAAGGAAGUGGUUGAGCGUCUUAAAUUGGUGGAUAAUAUCGAGGUUAUUGAAUGGAAAGCGUAUCAACAAAAGGAGGCUCUCGAGAUUCUUACCCGACUUUAUGCUCCAGAUGGCGGAAAGGCAUUUGCCAGGAAUGUCGAGGCCUCUGGUGAACCAUUUACGCCGCUCACUGCUUGGACUUUGCGGGAUACCCCUGGCAUUGAAGAACUUACCCAUCAGGGCUUGUGGGAUUGGACUGGAAAACGGGAGGCGUUCCGCUAUGGUUAUUUGCAAGAGUGGAAUAAUGUUGCGCCCGAAAUGGAUGUUAUACUCUGUCCCGCAUUCCCCACGCCCGCCCCCCUUCACGACACUUCGAGAUACUGGGGUUACACUUCGUUAUUCAAUCUUCUUGAUUAUCCAGCGCUUGUGUUCCCCGUCACCAAGGUGGAUCCUGAUAGAGAUGCCAAGGACACUACUUACACUCCGAAAAACGAAUUCGAUAGCUGGGCAUAUGAGCAUUAUGACCCAGUAAAGCAAACGGAUGCACCUGUUUCUUUGCAGCUGGUUGCUAAGAAGUUUGAGGAGGAAAAGUUACUUCAGGCAUUCAAAGAGAUCCAAGAGAAAAUUAGCCUGCCAUUUGUGAACUGUCUGGUUUGA
Molecule: messenger RNA, 1662 nt
Organism: Penicillium griseofulvum
Lineage: Eukaryota; Fungi; Ascomycota; Eurotiomycetes; Eurotiales; Aspergillaceae
Product: Amidase
Exons: 6
Coding region: 1-1662 (553 amino acids)
Source: RefSeq, a predicted model, not a curated record